AGCUUAAUGAAGAAUGUAAACAGAGCAAGUUACUUUUACUUUGGAAAGAAUGUACAUGGAAUUAAUCUAAUUUGAACGUGUACGCACUGCUGAUAAAAGGCCUUGAAAUUCAUAGUCAUGAAAUGCAUCAAAAGGACAUUGUCAGUCAAUGGCAAACUUCCAAAUUUUGUUGAAGAUGAAUGUGAUAUUCCAACCAUCUUAAACUCUCAUGAAAUAAAAGUACAAGUAAAAGUAUGUGGUUUAUCGUUGGUGGACGAAAAGAUCCUACAUGAUUUAUAUAAGAAGUCAAUUAAAGAAGAGUUCCCUUUGGGUCAUGAUGUAGCAGGAAUAGUUGUUGAUAUUGGUGAAGCAGUAACACAUGUUAAUAAAGGAGAUCAUGUUGUAGGCAUACUACCUUUAGACAGUAAAUAUUCUGGUUGUGGAGAAUACUGUAUUUUUCAAGAAUACAAUGUUGUAAGGAAACCACAUCAUCUAAGUUUUGAAGAAGCUGCAGCUAGUAUUGGAGAUUGUGUUAAAGCCUAUACAGCAUUAUAUUAUCUUGGAAGAGUGGGAGUAGGUGAUACAGUCUUAGUUAUAGAUGGUGCUACUCAUUUUGGUAGUAUAACUAUCCAAAUCGCUCAACACUGGGGCGCAAAGGUUAUAGCAACUUACAGUAGUUCUGAAGAAAAACAGUAUCUAGAUACUCUACAGCCUAUACAAACUAUAGAAUUAAACAAGAAAAAUAAUGUUCUUGCUAGUAAUAUACGAGAGGAAACAGGUGGCAUUGGUCUGAAUUGUAUCAUUGAUAAUGGAGUUCGAUUGUUCACUGACGAUGAAGAUAUUACAUUAUGUAAUGAAGUAUAUAAAUAUCCUCUUCCUCAUAAACAUGAUGUCAUAUCCUGUCUUGGUUUCUCUGGCCGAUGGAUAACAUCUAAAUCAGAUUUACAGCUAGAUCCACCAGAUUGUCAACAGUUGUUUUAUCGUGGAGCCAGUCUCAGUUUCUUAUUUCAUCAUUCCUGGAUAUUGACAAAUUGUCAACAAGGCAAAUAUCAACAUGUACUUAAAGAUAGUAUGAAGAAGAUAGCUGAUGGAAUUAUUAAAUGUAAAAUUACAGAAACAGUAAAGUUUGACAAUGUGAUGAGUGUUCUAAAGAAUCUACCUAACCAAAGAGUUGGAAAAACUAUACUUACAUUUUAAAAAUUGUUAAGAGUGCUUCCUUAUUGAACCUGUGUUAUUAAAUAAAUUAUUUAAAUUUU
Lottia gigantea (owl limpet) is the source of this 1235-nucleotide messenger RNA. RefSeq lists its product as hypothetical. Lineage: Eukaryota; Metazoa; Mollusca; Gastropoda; Lottiidae. The record is from RefSeq and is a predicted model, not a curated record. Gene Ontology annotation, molecular function: oxidoreductase activity. Bases 118 to 1176 code for a protein of 352 amino acids. The transcript is spliced from 10 exons.